AUGGCGUACGGACGUGGAGGCGCAGGAAACUAUUACGCUGCUCAACAGGAGAGUAAAAAGGCUGCUGAAGACGUCGAGGCCAACAGCGCCAGUACCACUACACAAACGUCGCAGUCCCCAGCAUCAGCAGUCCCCUCCAACGCAUCGCAAGACUAUGCGCACAUGGGCCGUGGCGGCUCAGGCAACUGGUAUCAACCCAAGGAGUUGCAAAAAGAAGGCACCUUCACUCAAGCUGUGGACGCGACCGCCAUACCCACGUCUUCCAAACCACAGGUCAGCACGCCAUGGCAUCCCGAGGGCCAGGAACUGCCUGUCGCGAGGAGCGGACGAGGCGGCGCAGGCAACUUUGUGUGGAAAAGCGAGGAGCAGGAGAGGAAGGCGAGGGAAGACGAGGAAAAAAAGAAGGAGGAGUUGAGGGUGGAGGCUGAGAGGAGUGUGGAGGCUGGGUUGGCGAAACCGCCUGGUGCGUUGCUUGGGAGAAGUACGAAGGAGGUGUGA
Pyrenophora tritici-repentis Pt-1C-BFP is the source of this 498-nucleotide messenger RNA. Its product is annotated as Tymo-45kd-70kd multi-domain protein. The record is from RefSeq and is a predicted model, not a curated record. NCBI's taxonomy places the organism in Eukaryota, Fungi, Ascomycota, Dothideomycetes, Pleosporales, Pleosporaceae.